Paramecium sonneborni is the source of this 1811-nucleotide messenger RNA. The record is from the annotation of a GenBank genome assembly. Lineage: Eukaryota; Ciliophora; Oligohymenophorea; Peniculida; Parameciidae.
AUGGAUUAAAUCAAUCAAUCUAGUCUUGAAAAUGAUUAUGGAUUAAGCAAUUAAUGUAUAGAGGAAGAGAAUUAGAAAAUAGAAAUACUAGAAAAUUAAAACAGACUUGGUGUUGAAAAAAAUUUAACUUUUCUUGAAAACUAGAUAGAGAUAGGAAAUAAUAUUCAUAAUUACAAUGUUAUUAUUUAUAUUAUCUAAAGGAACCAGAUUCAGUAUGCUAUUACACUAUCCUUGACACCUAAGAAAAAGAUUAAUUAAUCAUUAUCUUAUUGAUCCAAAAAUAACAACCACUUUAUGUUGAAAUUCACCUAAUAAAAUAAAAAGAAAUCCUUUAAUGUAUAACAAAAUUUUAAACUCAGAUUUCUGUUUUUUCUAUUCUUUAAGAAUAAAAGGGAGAUUUUCUUAAAUAAGUAUUUUUGUAAUUGGCUUAAUUAUCAGUAUGUUCUUUAUAGAAUAUUCAUUCUUUAUCUAUGAAUAAAUCAAUUUUCUUAGAUAAGUAAGAUUUAUAUAAAUUUUGGUCAAUUGAAUGUUUUAUUUAAUACAUGGAAGCUAACUAUCAUUAUUCAGAAAUUUUUUAUAAAAGACAAAAGAAAAGUUUUUAAAAUUAACCUUUUUUGAAUCCAAAAUACUUCACAUACUUUUUGAAGAUAUCAUUUUAAUAGAUAAAUAAUAUGCUGUAUCAUUUAUAACAUGAACUCCAAACUUAAAAGAGUAUACGUAUUAUUCCUUUUUUAAUUCUUCACUAUUAAAACAGUAUUUUUCAAAAUUUAAUGAUUCAAAAAGAAAUAAAAUUAGAAUUUUUUUCUUAAAUUACUUAUAUUGCUACAUAAAAUUUUAAAAUUUACAAGGAUCUUAUCUAAUCAUUUGAUAAUGGUAAUGAAAAAUUCUACUAAUUACUAUUUUAUUGCUUUUUGAAUUAUUAGUUUAAUAGUUUUAUGUCUCUAAAUACUAUUUAAUAAUUUGAGGAGUGUAUCUUGAGAGAUUUGUAAAUGUUUUUCUAAGUCUAGUAUUAAAGAUUUUGUGAAAAUUGCCAACAGAACAAAAAUUAAGCUAACUUAAAUUAAAAAGUAUUUUCAUGUUUCUUAAAACAAAAAAAGUAAUUCAAUGAUUUUAUAGAGAAUUAACAAUUAGGAUAAUUUUUAAUUGAUAAAACGUUUCUUGUAAUUUUAAUCGAUUUAAGUAUGGUGAAUAUAUCAUUAAUUACUGAAAUUAAUUCACCAAUUAAGAAUUAUAAUCAUUUUAGAAAAAACUACAUCAAAAUUAUUAUAAAUAAAUGUCAAUAAUAGCACUUUUCCUAAUUUGACAAAAAAUGCUCUGAACUCAUAAUAUAAAAGAAAUUAAAUAUUUCUAAAAAAAUAAACUUGAAAUCUAAAAUAUUCUAAAUAAGGAAGACAAUGAAUCGAAUUGCAGAAUUAUUUCCAGACAAUUUUUAAGAUAUGAUGUUUUAUAUUAAUUAACCAAAAUAUGGCAUUUUUUAUUAUAAAAAAUUACUUAAUAACCUUAAUAAAUCAAUUGUAUUAAUUAAAAAGAAUAUAAAUUAGAAGAAUUAAAAUGAGGUAAGGAAAAUAAUUUAAUUUUUAAGAAAAAUUAGGAAUUAAAUUAAUUAUAGCCACAUAAAAGGAAAGAAUAAAAUUUAGUAUAGUUUUAAAAAAUCUGACUUAUAGGUUUUCUAAAAAAACAAAAUAAUGUAGUAAUUUAUUGAAGAAAAGAUUGAAGAUGAAAUUGAAACUAUCAAUUUAUUAGAAAAAGAUUUAAAAGUGAAAAGUUAAUGUAUCAAGUUAUUGAGAUAACUAAAAUAGGAUGGCUAUUGA